AUGCAGCAUCCUUUAGAAAACAGGAUACCAUUAUCCCCUUAUGGAUACUCACACUAUUAUCCAAACAUUCACCUUCCAUUCGAACCACAAGUUUUGGACCUCUGCACCAACACCAAGAAUAAAUUUACCUACGAUUCAUGUUCAGCAUGCCACUCAAGCCCAACUUUGUCUUCAAAUUCAACUUCCCCAGAAAUCCCACAAGUUUCAUCCACCUCUAAGCCCCUGCGACCCUUCAAAGCCAUUUCGAAAGGAAAUCUUGAACUCCGACAUUUUUUAUACAACGAUGAAUCCUUCCAAGAGUACAGAAACAGGGUGUUGUCGACUGUGAGUUCGAAAAACGAAUUGUGCAUUUCUAUGCGUAGAUCGCAGGGAGACGCGAGCAAAAUUGAAGACCCUGAGUAUGUGGCGAAGAGGAAGAAGAAUAAUGAGGCAGCUAAGAGGUCGAGGGAAGCAAGGAAGAUGAAGGAGGAUGAGAUAGCGGUGAGGUGUGCGUAUUUGGAGCAAGAAAACCUGCAGCUGAAAAUUAGGUUGGCAGCUUUGGAAAUGUACUGCUCUAUGCACGUGUGA
Messenger RNA from Phaedon cochleariae (mustard beetle), 567 nucleotides. The record is from the annotation of a GenBank genome assembly. Lineage: Eukaryota; Metazoa; Arthropoda; Insecta; Coleoptera; Chrysomelidae.